Messenger RNA from Sphaeramia orbicularis (orbiculate cardinalfish), 3163 nucleotides. RefSeq names its product HID1 domain containing a (gene hid1a). Gene Ontology annotation, cellular component: Golgi medial cisterna; Golgi trans cisterna; membrane. Lineage: Eukaryota; Metazoa; Chordata; Actinopteri; Kurtiformes; Apogonidae. The coding region runs from base 93 to 2495 and encodes 800 amino acids. The record is from RefSeq and is a predicted model, not a curated record. The transcript has 19 exons.
UCCGCCAAUGACUCAAGCGAAGGACGGAGGUGAGAUUAUCAGGGAUUCUUAGCUGGAGCGGUGUCGCAAGUAUAAAGGGAAAAAUAACCGCAAUGGGCAGCUCCGACUCAAAACUCAACUUCAGGAAAGCAGUGAUUCAACUGACAACCAAAACACAGCCUGUUGAAGCUACAGAUGAUGCCUUCUGGGACCAGUUCUGGGCAGACACCACCACCACAGUCCAGGAUGUUUUUGCACUGGUGCCAGCUGCAGAGAUAAGAGCUGUUCGAGAGGAGUCCCCCUCAAAUCUAGCAACCCUCUGCUACAAGGCUGUGGAGAAGCUGGUGCAGGGAGCUGAAUCUGGCUGCACCACAGAGAGGGAGAAGCAGGUGGUUCUGAACUGCACACGUAUCCUGACUCGUAUCCUUCCAUAUAUCUUCGAAGACCAGGACUGGAGGGGGUUCUUCUGGUCGACGGUGCCAGGUGCUGGACGAGCUGGGGCAGACGAGCUGGAUGAUGAUGACGGGGCUCGACCACUGGCUGAGUCGCUGCUCUUGGCUAUCGCUGACCUCCUCUUCUGCCCCGACUUUACAGUACACAGCCACAAGAGGGGUCCAGACUCAGUGGAGAGCAUGCAGUCUAUAGACAGUUGUGAAUACAUCUGGGAGGCAGGGGUGGGCUUUGCGCAGUCCCCCCCUCUCAACUACAUCCAUGACCUGAAUAGGACAGAGUUGCUGAGAUUGUUACUCACCUGCUUCUCUGAGGCCAUGUACCUGCCUCCUUCAUCAGACCACACCAUCCAGAACCCCUGGGUGACUUUCUUCUGCUCCACAGAAAACAGACAUGCUCUACCUCUGUUCACCUCUCUGCUGAAUGUGGUGUGUGCCUAUGAUCCGGUGGGUUACGGCAUUCCAUACAAUCACCUGCUUUUCUCCGACUACCGGGAGCAGCUGGUGGAGCAGGCGGUGCAGAUCCUCAUCGUCACCCUGGAGCACGAUGGAGGGGUUCCCCAGCGUCCUGCUUCUCCAUCCAGCAUAGAGGAACACGAGUCCACAGGUCCGGAAAAUCUUUUUGUUAAUUAUUUGUCAAGGAUUCACAGAGAGGAGGAUUUUGACUUUGUGUUGAAGGGUUUAGCUCGUCUACUGACCAAUCCUUUGGCUCAAACUUACCUUCCCAACUCAACUAAGAAGAUCCAGUUCCACCAAGAGCUGCUGGUGCUUUUCUGGAAGCUUUGUGACUUCAAUAAGAAGUUCCUGUUUUUUGUGCUGAAGAGUAGUGAUGUGUUGGAUAUUCUGGUUCCUAUACUCUACUACUUAAACGAUGCCAGAGCUGAUCAGUCCCGUGUUGGACUCAUGCACAUCGGCGUUUUCAUUUUGCUGCUUUUGAGUGGGGAGCGAAACUUUGGCGUUCGCUUGAAUAAGCCCUACUCCAUCCAUGUGCCUAUGGAUAUCCCUGUGUUUACAGGGACUCACGCUGACCUGCUUAUAGUGGUCUUCCACAAGAUUAUCACCACAGGCCACCAGCGUCUCCAGCCUCUCUUUGACUGCUUACUCACCAUUGUUGUUAAUGUGUCUCCCUAUCUGAAGAGUCUAUCAAUGGUGGCAGCCAACAAACUGCUCCACCUGCUGGAGGCCUUCUCCACCAGCUGGUUUUUGUUCUCUGCAGCCCAGAAUCAUCACCUUGUGUUCUUCCUACUUGAGGCUUUCAAUAAUAUUAUCCAAUACCAGUUUGAUGGAAACUGCAACCUGGUUUAUGCCAUCAUCCGUAAACGUAACGUGUUCCACCAGCUGGCCAACCUGCCCUCUGACCCCUCCUCCAUACAAAAGGCUUUGCAGAGGAAGAAGAAAUCACCGGACGUCAUCUCCCGAACCAGCUCCCAGGAAACUGUAUCCAUGGAGGGCUCACAUCCUGCUGUUCCAGCCGAGCCUGGUACACUGAAGGCCAGUCUGGUGGCUAUGCCAGGCAUUGAUAAACUGACAGAGAAAUCUCAGGUAUCAGAGGAUGGCACCAUGGUGUCAGUUCCAAAGACGGACUCUCCACAUACAGUCCCCCCAGACCAAAGUGCAGUUGCUGGAACCAGUGACACCGAAUCAAACUCUGGCAGAGACAAUGAAGAUGUUUUCUACACUGAAGCGGAAAUGGAGAGAAGACGUUUAUCAAGUGCAUCUUCUACGUCUUUCUGGGCUCCCACACCAGAUUGGGUUAUGUCCUGGAAAUGUAAGCUACCCCUGCAGACUAUUAUGCGGCUGUUACAAGUUCUGGUUCCCCAGGUGGAGAAGAUCUGUAUUGACAAAGGUUUGACUGAUGAAUCAGAAAUCCUGAAGUUUCUCCAACAUGGUACACUGGUAGGCCUGCUGCCAGUUCCUCACCCUAUCCUCAUCAGAAAAUACCAGGCCAAUGCAGGCACUGCCAUGUGGUUUCGCACCUACAUGUGGGGGGUAGUUUAUUUACGCAACGUGGACCCUCCUAUCUGGUAUGACACUGAUGUACGCCUUUUUGAGAUUCAGAGGAUGUAAACUUCUUGACACAAAAGGGAAAAGGGGACUGUUCACCUUCAGGAUUCCUCUUCCUUCAGUAUCUUCUGGUUACUGCAAAAAAAAAACACUGUGUUGAACUUGCCUCAUAAUCAUUAUCAUAAUGCUUGUCCCUGAUGCCCUGAUUGGGUUAAGAGAGGUAGAUACAACUCAGAUCAAGAGAGGGGAAACGUUAAAAUGUCAAUAUUGUUUAUAAAGAAACUGUAUUUGUACAUUUUCUCAGACCACAGAAUGUCAUCCAUAGCACUGACAUGACUGAAGCAUUAGCAGAAGAGUUAUGCACCUUACUUGACAGAACAGAAGAUGAAGGGGAAACACUGUUCAAAUAUAUCAGCCAGACUUGUUUUUCAAAGAUAUGGACAUGGUGCUUUUCCAACAGAGAGCUUGUAACAUAUCUUGGAGGGCACAGUGUUGGUGUUUCAUGUUGUUCAUUUGUUGUACUUGACCUGCUUCAAAGUGAUUUUGCACUUAUUGUAGUAGUUUGUGAUAGUAUAACUUACAGGAUUUUAACAUUAAGACAAAUUGUAUGUUUUGUUGUGUAUAAGCAAGUUGGAGGUUUGAUGUAGUUGGCCAUGCUUAAUAUGCUUGAUGUUGAAAACUGUAUUUUCCUUAAAUUAUUCUAAAUAUAUAUAUUGAUAUGCAUCUGUGAA